GUGAUUUAUUUGGUUAAAAGAAAAUCAACAAAAAAGUUAUAUGAACACAAUAAACAAAAAGUUAUGCCACACAGCACCAAACUCUAUACACAAAAUACACUGACUCCAAUGAAAUAGUAGGUAAAGAAGAAGACGGAAAAAAAACAAGAACAGUGGAACAGGUGACAUGAGUAAUAAUAAUAAUGCUUGGUGGUUUUUUGGUCAAACAUUUUGUGUUGUUAAGCUCCUUAAAAACAAAAUGGAAACUUAUAUAUUAAGUAUGUUUUGGAAAUUCUUUCUCUCUGCUCGUGCCUUAACAGCUGCUCUUCAUCUUCUUCAAAACUCAAGCGCUCAACCUCUAGCCACCCCCGCCGCUCAACCUCCAGCCACCCUCUCGCGCUCCUCCUCCGCUCUUCAUUAUGACAACAUCUUCUUCUACACCGAAUUCUACCUCGGUUGCUUCAUGUGGCCAAGGCAACUUGAAGUUGCAAGUACAUCUAGGGCAACAAUGGCACAACAAGUAGUGGUAGAUGAUGUUGAAGAAGAUGUUGAAGAUGAAGAAUUGGAGGAAUAUUUUGAAGAAGAAGAAGACCUCUUUGAUGAUGAUCUAUGAUUUUUAUGUUUCCUUGAAUUUUCAUAUAAUAGUACUAAGUUUGAAUUUUAAGAUGAGAUGUUUGAAACUUGAUGUUUUUAAUCUUCUAGUAUGUUUUGAGUUUUCUAUAAUGUUUUGAAUCUUGAUUAAGCAUUGUUCUUUGACAUUUGAUUUUAUAAAUCUUUUAUGAGUAUUGUGUUAUUUAUGAUGUUUUGAAUCUUCUACUAUGUUUUGAAUUUUCUAUAAUAUUUUAAAUCUUAGAUUA
Lathyrus oleraceus (garden pea) is the source of this 836-nucleotide messenger RNA. RefSeq lists its product as uncharacterized. Bases 167 to 592 code for a protein of 141 amino acids. The transcript has 2 exons. Lineage: Eukaryota; Viridiplantae; Streptophyta; Magnoliopsida; Fabales; Fabaceae. The record is from RefSeq and is a predicted model, not a curated record.